Molecule: messenger RNA, 3141 nt
Organism: Opisthocomus hoazin
Lineage: Eukaryota; Metazoa; Chordata; Aves; Opisthocomiformes; Opisthocomidae
Source: RefSeq, a predicted model, not a curated record
AUGGAGACUACGGCAGCCCUGGGGGACAGCCAAGGCCUGUGGAAGGGCAGCUACAGCCCUCAGGAGGCCUUGGAGCUGGCACUGCUUGACUGGGUGGCCGAGAUAAACCGACAGGCUUUGGAGCCAGGAGGAAGGACCCUGGAACACCCCAGCAUCAGCCUCAAGGGAGGAACAAGGCUGCAGCCUGGCACAGCGGGAGGACAGGAGGUCGUGCUCAACCCUCAGCCCUAUGACUCUGUUCCCAGUGGGGCAGACCAGCAUGGCCCUGAGCCCUGUGGCAUGGCACCAGGGGAGGAAAGGAGGAAGGUGACCUCGGAGCCUGAGAAGGGCAGUGGGAACAGGACCUCUGCCAGCGGGGAGGCUGGGUCCAGCCCCGUGGCCCUGCUGACCCUGGAGGAGGCUGGGUCUGGCCCCACGGUACCACUGACCCCCAAGGAGGCCAGGACCAGCCCCGCAGCACCAGUGACCCCAGAGGAGGACAGGUUGAACCCUACAGCACCGGUGACCCCAGAGGAGGCUGGGUCUGUCCCUGUGGCACUGGUGACCCUCGAAGAGGCCAGGUCCAACCGCGCAGCACCGCUGACUCUGGGGGAGGUGCGGAUGCUGGUGGAGCUCUUCUACUUGCCCUACCAUCAUGGGACACAGGCGCAGCAGCUCCUGGAGCACUUUCGGUGGCUCCGGGCAAACAGCCUCAGUGUGGGAGUCCCAGCCACAGCACACGCUGCCGGUGGGGGCACGCGUUGGCGCGGUCGAGCCCAGUCCUUCCAGCUGCUCUGCGCUCAGACAUGCCGCCUGCACAGCCGCUUCGUCAGCACCGCUGGACAGGCGCUGCUCUACGACCUCCACCCCUACCUCUGGGACAUCCGCAACAUACUGCUGGCCACCAGUGCCUUCAUCCUCUGGCUGGGGUGCCAGAGCAUCACUGCCCCGAUCCCGCUGGAGGGGACCACUGAGCCCUGGGCGUGUCCUGGGGGCCUUUUUGGAGAGCUGCAGGGGGAGCUUUACCAAAUGUGCCAGGAGAGUUUGGACUGUGACCCCACAGUCAGAGAGAUCCUUGCGGCCCAUCCUGAUCUCCUCGGUGACAGGCUGCUGGGCAGCUUCCUGAGCCUAAGCCCCGAGUACACGUUUGUGCUGGAGGAUGAGGGUGGUCUGUGCGGCUAUGCAGCUGGAGCACUCUGCGCUGAAGGCUUCCUGCAACAGCGAGACCACGGCUGGCUGCCGGCCAUGCGGUGCAAGUACCCCCGAGACCUGGGCGCGGGUGCUCCAGCUCUGGGACAGAGCCAAGCUGCCAUGGGAAGCUGCAGCAUGUGGGCAUGGCCGGAGCUGCUGGUGCUGCUGAGCAGUGUGUGGCUGGGGGAGGGCAGUGCUCAGCCCACCCUUCCGGGCCCCACGCACAGCCCCGGACCCCAGCUGAAGUUUCGCCUGGCCGGCUACCCGCGCAAGCACAAUGAGGGCCGUGUCGAGGUCUUCUACAACGAUGAGUGGGGCACCAUCUGUGACGACGACUUCACGCUGGCCAACGCGCACGUGCUGUGCCGGCACCUCGGCUUUGUGGCUGCCACUGGCUGGGCCCACAGUGCCAAGUAUGGCAAAGGCAUCGGGCGGAUCUGGCUGGACAACGUGAAUUGUGCUGGAGGCGAGAAGAGCAUCAGGGACUGCAAACACCGGGGCUGGGGGAACAGUGACUGCAGCCAUGAGGAAGAUGCGGGUGUCAUCUGCAAGGACGAGCGCAUCGCAGGCUUCAAGGACUCCAACAUCAUCGAGACCGAGCAGAGCCACGUGGAGGAGGUCCGCCUGCGGCCGGUGGUGUCCGGGGCCCGGAAGCAGCUGCCUGUGACAGAGGGUAUCGUGGAGGUGCGCUACAAGGAUGGCUGGGCACAGAUCUGCGACGAGGGCUGGGACAGCCAGAACAGUCGCGUCGUCUGUGGCAUGAUGGGCUUCCCUGCUGAGAAGAAGGUGAACAGGAACUUCUACAAGCGGUGGAAGCUUGCAGCCCGGAUGAAGGGCCGGAGCCUGCGGCCAGGCAGCAGGCUGGCCUCCAAAUCUCAGCCUAAACAAAAGCGCAGGGAGGACGUAGGGUCCAAGAAGAGGUAAAUGGCUCCAGGGGAAAGCCUGAGUGCCAGGACACAGCCCGUGUCCUGUACGGGGACGGAGGUGCACCUCUCCAUGUGCGCCUUCGAAUUCUACCGGGGCAACGCCUCGGCCACCUGCGGUGCUGGCAUGCCUGCCGUCGUCAGCUGCGUGCCCGGGCCCCUCUUUGCCACUGGCAAUGCCCACAAGAAGAAGCAGCGCCACCAGCAGCAGGGCCAGCCACGGAUCCGGCUGAAGGGUGGUGCAAAGGUUGGCGAGGGCCGCGUCGAGGUGCUCAAAAGCAACGAGUGGGGCACGAUCUGUGACGACCGCUGGAAUCUGCUGUCAGCCAGCGUGGUGUGCCGUGAGCUGGGCUUCGGCAGUGCCAAGGAGGCCCUCACCGGGGCACGCAUGGGCCAAGGGACGGGGCCCGUCCACAUGAACGAGGUGCAGUGCCUGGGCACUGAGAAGUCCCUCUGGAGCUGCCCCUUCAAGAACAUAACACAGGAGGACUGCAAGCACACGGAGGAUGCGGCUGUCCGCUGCAACGUCCCCUACAUGGGCUACGAGAACCUGGUACGCAUUGCCAGGGGUUGCCACGGCCGUGGGGCCAUGGCCCCCGGCGCGGGGCACUACCACAGCAUGGACAUCUUCACCCACUACGACAUCCUGACCCCCAACGGCACCAAGGUGGCGGAGGGACACAAGGCCAGCUUCUGCCUCGAGGACACGGAGUGUGAGGAAGAUGUGGCCAAGCGGUACGAGUGUGCCAACUUCGGGGAGCAGGGCAUCACCGUGGGCUGCUGGGACCUGUACCGGCACGACAUUGACUGCCAGUGGAUCGACAUCACUGAUGUCAAACCAGGCAACUACAUCCUGCAGGUUGUGAUCAACCCCAACUUCGAGGUGGCGGAGAGCGACUUCACUAACAACGCCAUGAAAUGCAACUGCAAGUACGACGGGCACCGCAUCUGGGUGCACAGCUGCCACAUCGGUAACAGCCCUGGGAUGCGGAACGGGAAGGGGGGCACCCUGGGGCAGGGGCUCCCUGCCAGCACAGCCAGCCAGUGA